UCUCUCUCUCGCCUCAUCAAACGAAAGGGAGUGCGAGCGAGUAAAGAUCGAGUUUUGCUCCGUUUGCUUUGCUUGAUCGAAUUGUUGGGAUUCGAUCGGUCAUCGGUGAUUCUUGCAGCCGUUUUGUGCUUCUCGUGGAGAAGGGAGGGGAAUAAACAAAUGGCUGCGGUGGCGGAGAAGGCGAUCGGGUCGGAGGAUCAGUUCAUGCGCCACCAGAUGCCGCCGCCCGCAGACGGGGCGGAGGCGGAGUACCAGAGCGAGGUGCGGGAGCUGGUGGAUUUGCUCUCCAAAUUGAACCCAGCCGCCAAGGAGUUCGUCCCUUCUUCUAACCCUGCCCCCGCCGCCCGGCUGUCGGCAGUGACGCCCUUUUUUAUGGCCUCGGGUGGUUUCUAUAGUAAUGGUCUGCUUUGCAAUCUUGAUGGUGGUAUGGAUUCGAUCAGCGAUGGGUCAUCGAAUAAUCAGCCGAAUCGCAGAAGAAGAUAUGGUCAUAACCAGGGGCUAAGGAGGAUGAACGAUAGACUUUGGAAAGCUGAGAGGGAGGAAAGCGUUAAGCGAACUGUAUAUAUUUCUGAUGUUGAUCGUCAUGUGACUGAAGAGAAGCUUGCUGAAAUAUUUGCUACAUGUGGACAAGUGGUGGAUUGCCGAAUUUGCGGUGACCCUCACUCGGUGAUGCGAUUUGCCUUUAUAGAGUUCUCGGAUGAGGAUGGUGCAAGGACAGCUCUAAAUCUUGGUGGAACUAUGCUUGGUUAUUAUCCAGUCAAAGUCUUACCUUCAAAGACUGCAAUUAUGCCCGUGAACCCAAAACUUCUUCCUAGGUCCGAAGACGAAAAGGAAAUGGUCAUAAGGACAGUUUACUGUACAAACAUCGAUAAAAAGGUUACUCAGCCACAAGUAAAAGCUUUCUUUGAACAAUCCUGUGGUGAGGUUUCUCGUCUGAGGCUUCUUGGUGACAACAUACACUCGACACGUAUUGCAUUCGUCGAGUUUGCCCAGGCAGAAAGCGCGAUCUCAGCUCUCAACUGUAGCGGCGUGGCUUUGGGGGGUCUCCCGAUUAGGGUGAGUCCGUCGAAGACGCCGGUGAGGCCGCGAUCAACCUGACGUGGAGAAGUCGGUCUGGUGAUGACCGAGAGAGAGAGAGAGAGAGAGAGAGAGAGAGAGCUCACAAUUCCGAGGGCUGAUCUGCCGUUCUGGACUUCUGGUCUGAGGCAACCGGGGCAUGAUCCUCUUCUUCUUUGUGCCUGUUGGCUGGAAGCAACCCAAGAAACUUGGAAGUUCUUUAGCUAAUCGUAUCUGUUUGGAUCGGUAGGAGGUUGGCUGCGUGCCCGUGUUAUGGUUUGGUGCAUGUUGAAUGUGUUAGAGCUUUUAUUACAAAAAAACUAACCUCAAAAUUAUCCUCUUUUUUUUUCUUUUUCUUUUUUU
This is a messenger RNA of Musa acuminata subsp. malaccensis (wild Malaysian banana), 1419 nucleotides long. Its product is annotated as polyadenylate-binding protein-interacting protein 11. Gene Ontology annotation, molecular function: RNA binding. NCBI's taxonomy places the organism in Eukaryota, Viridiplantae, Streptophyta, Magnoliopsida, Zingiberales, Musaceae. The record is from RefSeq and is a predicted model, not a curated record.